AUGGCAUGUUGUGCAUUGCAAACGGUGGCCCUCAUGCUUGGGAUUAUCGGCAUGGCUGGAACAUUUGCUACUACCCUGAUGCCUCAGUGGAAAGUAUCUGCCUUUAUGGGAAACAUUAUAGUCUUUGAGACGAUUUGGGAAGGGCUGUGGAUGGUGUGCGUCAGUCAUAUCAAGAAGCAUCAGUGCAAGUUCUAUGGGUCCCUAUUGGCCCUUCCAACAGCCUUAGAUGUAUCCCGAGCGCUCAUGUGCAUAGCCUGCGUACUGUCAGUCAUUGCCUUCCUGGUAGCCCUUGCGGGCAUGAAGUGCAUCCGAUGUCCUGGCAAUGACGAGCAAGUCAAGAGCAAGAUUUUGUUGGCAGCUGGAGCCCUUUUUCUUCUGACUGGAGUUAUUGUGCUGAGUCUUGUUUCCUUUGUUGCUCACAAUAUCAUCAAGGACUUCCACAAUCCUGCUAUCCACGUUACCCAGAAACGUGAAUUGGGAGCUGCCCUCUAUUUAGGCUGGUCCACCUCAGCUUUUCUAAUCAGCAGUGGAGCCAUAUUUUUCAGCUUCUGCCACUGCACAGAAAAGCCUGGAAGAUACAGGUAUUCAUUGCCAUCUGGCCAUCGACUAAGCCAACCUGAACAUAUCAGAAUGAAGCCCCUGAGUGUACACUCUUAUGUCUGA
Molecule: messenger RNA, 663 nt
Organism: Varanus komodoensis (Komodo dragon)
Lineage: Eukaryota; Metazoa; Chordata; Lepidosauria; Squamata; Varanidae
Product: claudin-8-like
Exons: 1
Coding region: 1-663 (220 amino acids)
Biological process (GO): cell adhesion; bicellular tight junction assembly
Cellular component (GO): plasma membrane; bicellular tight junction
Molecular function (GO): structural molecule activity
Source: RefSeq, a predicted model, not a curated record